Molecule: messenger RNA, 3886 nt
Organism: Leptopilina boulardi
Lineage: Eukaryota; Metazoa; Arthropoda; Insecta; Hymenoptera; Figitidae
Product: UDP-glucuronosyltransferase 2B4-like
Exons: 4
Coding region: 549-2009 (486 amino acids)
Molecular function (GO): UDP-glycosyltransferase activity
Source: RefSeq, a predicted model, not a curated record
AUAAAAGCAUUGUUUAUUUUUACCUGUCAAAAAUAUUAAUAUUUAUAUUGUGAAUUAAAAUAAGACAAAAUAGUUAUUUUCUGUAAAAAAGGAAUUAACUCAAAUAAUAAUUGUUAAUUUUUAAAUAAUAUAAAGAAAAAUUGAAAAAUCGCGGUUAUGUUGACAGAUAACAUUCCCUGGCAGUUCUGCGGCUUGUUUAUACUUUAUUUUUCUUUUUAAAAGUCAAUAUUUUUUAUUAAUAAUAAACUAUUUUUUCUUUUUUUUUUUGAAAAGUGUGUCAAGGAUUUGUGAUAAAUUUAGUUUUACAUUGUAUUUUAAAAAUACUAUAAAUAAAACUUUUUUUAAAAAAAAGAAAAGUACACGUGGAGGAAUAUCCUUUUUCGGUGAUUUACUAAAAAUAUACAUGUGGGAGUAGUAUUCUGUGAUAAGUUGUGAUAAAAAGAGUGCUAUAAAGUGUAUUAUAAUUAACAAAUAUUUUUAAAUAAAAUUUAUAAGUGUGGUUUUAAAAAUAAUUCUAAAAAAAAGUGACUAUUAAUAAAAGUUAAAAAAUGAAGAGAGAGAUUAUAAUAAAUUUACUAUUUGCAUUUAUUUCCUUAGCUAGAACAUCAUUUCUAGCGACUCCACCACAAAAUGCUUUGAUUGUGGCCUUUGAAGAGACCUAUGAUCUUUCUUUAUUGGCAAAUACAUUAUCUGAUCAGGGAAUUGAUACAACUUUAAUUGUUCCUUCGACAGCGAAUAUUUAUGAAAAUUUAGUUGAAGUUGAAGUGCUUAAAGUUUUUAAUGAAGAAACUAAAGUCGAAGCAAAAGCUCUCAAAGCCUGCGAACAACUUCUCAGUGAUAAAACAAUUUUAAAAAGAGUUCGUGAACUUCAACCCACAUUUACAAUAUUUCCUUCUAUUAGACACGAUGCCUGUUUAAUUCCCUGGGUGAAGUCAAUUAAAUCAAUUCCAGUAAUUUGGACUCUAGGUUCAAAUGAAGAACUUUAUACGUUUAUACAAACAGGAUCGGCAAUUCCGAUAAACACUGAGGGAUUUAUGAUGACAAUGAUUUCAACAGUAAAAGAUAAAUUAUUUAUUUCAUCAAUUCGCAGUAAUUACGUUAAUCCAGCUUUGAAAUUAGUCUCAAAAUAUCUUCCAAAUAUUGAUGUGACAUUGGAAAAUCUUUACAAUGAUGUUGAAUUAAUUUUAUGGGGAAGUGACAGUGUUUUUAGUACAAAUUUUGCAUCUUUGACACAAUUAGUUGUAGAGGUCGGAUGUUUCCAUUGUAGAGGUGUUGAACCAUUGCCUGAAAAUCUUCAAAAAGAAUUAGUUGAAUUAAGAUCUGGAACAAUUGUCUCAUUGUUAGAUGAAAGUCAUUCAAGUCUCAUGGAAGAAUUGGCAAAAAAAUUACCUCAGGGAAGACAAGGACAGGCUCUUGUUUGGAGACAAAAAAAUGUAACUUUUGAAGCGCAACCAACAAAUCUUUUUGUUAACGAUAAAGUCGAUCGUCAAGAUCUUAUAGGCUAUCCGCGAACGAGAGUUUUAUUGAGUCAUUGUGAAGAAACUGAACUGUUGGAGGCGGCAUUUCAUGGAACGCCUGUUAUAUGUUUUCCGAGAAAUUUCGACGAGAAAAAAAAUGCAUUACACAUUCUGAAAUUAGGAUUUGCUUACUCGACGGAAGGCGAUUUUUCAAUUGAAACUAUUCUCGCUGCUGUGAAUGAAAUUCACAAUUCUGCUAUGUAUCGUGAAAAUGCAAGAAAAAUUUCACUUUCCUUGAGAGAUAGACCAACACCUGCAAUGGAUAGACUUGUUUUUUGGCUUAAAUACAUUGGACGCAUUAGAACAGAAGCUGAUAAUUUUCUUUUACCUGUUAAAAAUAUUCAUACUUACGCUGAAAUAUGGCAAUUUCUCUAUGGUAUUGCAGUUGGCACUCUACUUAGUAUUUUCAUUACGAUGCUUUAUUUUGCCACACGUUUCGCAGCAAUGAACGAACGUCAACAUAAUAAAUCAAAAGGAAAGUAUAAAAGAUAAUUUUUUUUUUAAAUUAAACUUUAAAUUUACUUUUGGCAAUAUUUCAAAUUAAUUGUAAAUAAUUCAUACAAGUUCUUAAUGUUCAAAUGAACAUUGUUUUCUGUUUUCAAAUUUCAAUUUUUCAUUUUUUAUUUUUAAAAUUACAAAUUUUGUUCGUGUGAACAUUUAGAACUUUAGAAUAAAUUAUGCAUAUAAAAUUUUUGCAUAAACAUUCAUAACAACGAAAUAUGAAACAAAAACAACGAAUUAUAAAAAAAAACAAAAUUGAGCAAUUGUGAUCAAAUUUUUUUAUAUCUUGUAUUUAUAAAUACACGUAUAAGAUACAAGUCAUGCAUAUAUAAAUAUUAUAAACUACCGUAUCCUAAGGCUAAUCGAGUGAUGCGAUAUUUCAAACAGUUACUUGAGAAAAAGUAACGUUAGAAAAGUUGCGAUUACGAUAUAAAUAUACAAGGUAAUUAUCCAAGAAGUUUAUGAUUUACAAAAAUCAUGUGCAAUAAUUAAAUAUAUGAAACAAAAAAAAAAAAAAUUAGAUGAUUUUUCAAUUUUUUUUUUUUACCACAAAUCAAUGUAAAUCACUGGAUAAUUACCCUGUAUGAAUAUACACAUAUAUUUAUAUAUUUAUAUAUAUAUAUAUAUUUAUAUAAAUUAUCUCAAACAAAAUAAAUUACAAUCUUUCAAUACUGCGCUUUGUAUAUCGUUGUUGUACAGCAAGAGAAUAACCUUGCUUUUCAUUUUUUUUUUUUUCAUUUUUAUUACUCUCUAAACUUUCGAUAUGGUUAUAACCUAUCGAUUUUUUUUUGCCCGACGGAUAUUGAAAUUAUGGGAUUGUGCAUUUUUAAAAAAAAUAAUAAAAUUAUCACCUCAAUAAAAAAAUAUUCGAAAAUUAAAUUUUCGAAAGAAAGGAAAAAUUUGAUUUUUGGAAUUGGAAUCGAAAUAAUUUUUUUUUUUACAAAGUAUUUUUUAAAACACAGAGAAUGGGCAAAACUAGUGGACGGAAUCCUCGGCUCAAUAAUUUUCGAAUGAAAGUGCCUUGGAUUUCGUAUUAUCAGUACUAUGUACGUUUAAUAUGUAUAUGCAAUUGAUUAUUUUUUCGUCCAUUUCUUAUUAUGGAAUCAAAAAUUCUCCAAGGUAUUUUAUUUGCGACAUUCUUGACUUAUUUCUCGAUGAAACAAUUUUUUUUUUAAAUUCUCUUGAGUUUUAUUUAUGUAAUUUCAAUUUUAUUUUAAUUCUGUUUUUAAAAUUAAAAAAACUAUUUUUUAAAUAGUCCUUUCUUUUUUUAUAGAAAUUUUCGAUUUUUCUAAAUUAAAAUCAGAAUGGUCAGUUCGUCGCAAAUUAACGACCUUUAAUUUAAAUUUGAAUUAAAAAAAAAAAUCAAAAAAUUGAAUUGGACGAGAAAUAAUGUGUCUCGCAUAUUUUUAUAUAUAUAUACAUAUACAGCGGUAAGGAUAAGUAUUAAGUACGUUAGAAAAUAAAAAAUCGUGUAUGUACAUUCAUUGGCAUACGAGAAAAAUCUUCUCGGUCGGCCCGAAGGCGUCGUUGGGUUGUCAUUUGAAAUCACUAUAUACUCAUUAGAGAGCAUGGGCGCUUUUUUUUUCUUUCCUAAAUGGAAUCAAUUUCUGAUGAUCCUUGAGCGCCAAAAAAAAUUUUUUUUUUUAAAGCCAAGGGCCGAGAGCUUAACGAAAAACGGUUUACAAUUUUUUAACAUUACAAACUCGUUUACAUUUUACUCGCUAUGGCAUUCACGCUCUUGGGAAAUCAUAAAUUAUAAAUAUCUUUUAAAAGUAGCCUCUCUUGGCGCUUACGCACUGGAAGCGCGAAUUUGCGUACGUCGUGCGUCAAACAUUUUCGGGCGGCUUUUUUUUUUUUUUCUUUUUUUU